AUGGCCUUCCCACUAAUCUUCUGGGUUUUGGUCUACUCAUUUCCCCUCAUCGUUUGCACCGGCAUCAUCCUUGGCACCUCCUUCAACAUCCGACGAUCGAAAACGUGCAAAAACGAGCGCGCCCCACAAACCGAAUCGACAUCGGAAGAUGAUUCAUCGUGCUCUAAUACCAAUCGAAAGCCCGUCUCGCGAGUCCACUCCGUCAGGCGGAGACGAGCGAAAGAAUUCAAGGACAAGAAGAAUUACGACAUGGUGGACAAAAACGCCCUUACCGUAGAAAACAUCCCCAAGGACAUCCGAGAAGUUGAAGUAGUCGACUAUUCGUUAGGCAACACCACCGCCAACAGUUCAUGUUCGGCCUCAGAGAGCUCCAAGCAUGAUUUCGAUGAGAAUAAUGACAACGAUAAUUUUAGUAAUUAUAAUAACAAUAGUAAUACUAUUAAUAGUAGCAAUAUUAUCAAGGCUAUCAUGCAACAGAACGAGCCAGAGGACGACCGGCAAAAGAACAAAAUGGACGUCGUGAUUUCGGACAGCGAGCGAACCAAGAGGCUCGAGAGCUUGAUCGCUCGACGGAGGUCGAGGAAGCUGUUGAGCCUCGAGGUUCGGAGGACACUAAUGAAAAAAGACAGAGGGGAGCACCAUCAUAUUUCUUCCAUUAUUAUUCCGAAAAGCGGUGCAGGCGGGCGGUUCUUGGUGCCGGGUAAUAACCCGCCUAGCCCGGGUUCAGCACCGUCGGUUUUGAUACCAAUGAGGAACCCGUUUGACCUGCCGUAUGACCCGCAGGAGGAGAAGCCGGACCUAACGGGGGAUGGGUUCGAGCAGGAGUUCAUGCCUGGGAAUGGAAGGGACACGAUGUUCUGCAGGCACGGGAGCUUUAGUUCGGGGGCUUUCUUGCCGGGAGAGCUGGGUGCAAGGGAGGUCUCGUCGUCUUUGCCGGAGUCGAGAUUCGUGCAGAGGAAUUUUUCUUCGCUGGGCUGCCGGCAGUUUAUCCGGCCAGGAGGAAGUGAAUUUGAUAAGGAAUUCACCCCGAUACUGGAGCACGAGCCGCACGAACCACCCGAGUCGGAAAUAACUUUCCACACUCCCCACGGUGACCAUAUCAAGGAAGUCAUCCAAGUGAAUGAGAACAAUGGCGACGAAUCACAAACACGACCCUCCCAAGAAGAGCAAAAUACAAUCGGCCCACGCUCGUUGUCCCCCUCGUCGGACGAGGAUGCUCCCAUCUUCAGGAUCGACCGAGAUGCCAUCCUGAAAUCUCUCUCUUCCAUGGCCCGUCGAAAUUCCCCGCUCGAAAAGAACACCGAGCAAAGAGAGGACCACUUGGGUGACUUAAGAGAUCGACUCUAUUACUCGGAUAGGAUUGCCCGCCGGCACAUGGCUUCCAACUCAAUCGCCUCCGAUUUGCAGGUGGAGGUCUCGGAGCUCAGCUCACCACCACUCACAAUUGAUGAGAAUCUCUCGUACCCAGAUUUUGACACGGACUCUUGGGCCGGGUCGUCCCUUCUCGACCUGUCAUUGGCCGAUGAUUACGAGGUGGGUAGGGUCGAGUUCCCGGAGAGCAACGAGGCCCUUGAGGAUCCGGAUGAGAUACAGUGCGGUCACCCAUGGUGUGCGAUUGCUGAGUUCCCGGACAGCUGUCAUACGAAACGCUCGAUGAAUUUGGAAGACAAGCUUGACAAGACCCUGCAACGGUCGUUCAGUCAACUCGCACAAGCUUCAACCCCGUGCAAAGCUAAGAAACAUGAGGAACAUUUUGAUCCGCUUAAAGAGACAGAUGAGUUGGAUGUUCUUCACGACACAAACCAAAACAAAGUGGCUGCAACCGUCGAAGACCUUGGAGAAGAGAGUGCAAACCUCUCUGGAGAUUCUGAAGAAAUGUUGGAGGCCGAACACCUUGAGAUGAUCAUGUCCUCACCGAAUGUUAUCGAGGACCAAAUUCAGCCCGAAUUAACACAAACUACUGAAGCUUUUGCUGAAGCAAGCAAUAAUCGGUCGGAUCAAGGAACUAAUGUCAACGAAUCGCUCCCUAGCUUGGUGCCGAAUCAUGUGGCUUUCGGGUUCGUUCAAAGUUCCUUGCCGUCACCGAAAUCCGUCCUGCACCCAACGUGUUCGGUGUCGAGCUUUGAUCAUUAUCUUGAUGAAGACAUCCAUCAAACUCCAAUUACACGCGAGAACACGACACCUUUCACAGGGCAAUCGGCAGCUCUUCCAGACUUUGACGGAAGGUCCGAAGUUAUUGAGGUCAGCAUGAAAUGCCACGAGCAGGAAUUAAAUGAGCGUAAAGAGAUUGUCAAUGGAGAGGCAACAAAAGGCGAUACCAAUGAAGUGGCUCGUGCAGACUCACAUGAAGAGCAAGGACCUAACGAGCACAAUUUGGGUAAACCCAAUGAUCAAAAAGGACAAGAAAACUCAACUUCACAUUCGGUUGGUGCAACAAAGGAUGAAAUUGUGAAUGUCGUGACAAAGGAUAGUACUUUAUUUGAGCACUCGGGACCAGUAAAGGAAAAUGUUACCUCCACAUCGCACGAGAAAAACGAAGAACACGCAGAAGCAGCACAUAUUCAGACCACAGACAAAUCAAUGCCAGUUCCGGAGAGCGAACAGGACACCGAUGCUACUUUGACAGAAGAAAGAAAGUAA
Striga hermonthica is the source of this 2640-nucleotide messenger RNA. Lineage: Eukaryota; Viridiplantae; Streptophyta; Magnoliopsida; Lamiales; Orobanchaceae. The record is from the annotation of a GenBank genome assembly.